This is a messenger RNA of Oreochromis niloticus (Nile tilapia), 3264 nucleotides long. RefSeq names its product sodium- and chloride-dependent taurine transporter. The transcript is spliced from 7 exons. Gene Ontology annotation, cellular component: plasma membrane; cell projection. The record is from RefSeq and is a predicted model, not a curated record. Lineage: Eukaryota; Metazoa; Chordata; Actinopteri; Cichliformes; Cichlidae. Bases 290 to 829 code for a protein of 179 amino acids. Gene Ontology annotation, molecular function: gamma-aminobutyric acid:sodium:chloride symporter activity. Gene Ontology annotation, biological process: amino acid transport; sodium ion transmembrane transport; nitrogen compound transport.
AGUUGAGCUGGUUCGGGCAUCUGACAAGGAUGCCUCCUGGGUGCUUCCUGGGUGAGGUAUUCUGGGCAUGUCCCACUGAGAGGAGGCCCCGGGGCAGAACCAGGACAUGCUGGAGAGAUUAUAUCACUUGGCUGGCCUGGGAACAUCUUGGUGUUCCCACAGAAAGACUGAAGGAGGUGGCCGGGUAGAGGGAGGUCUAGGCUUCCUUGCUUAGGCUGCUGCCCCUGUGACACAACCCCGGAUCUGGACUGAGGCAGGAUCUCAAGUAUUCUACUCCUACAGCCUGACAAUGGGGACUCUGAACGUUCUGGGCAAUGAUUACAACAAUAACUGUUAUAAAGACUGCUUUUGGCUGUGUCUGCUGAACAGUGGAACCAGUUUUGUUGCUGGGUUUGUUGUCUUCUCUGUACUGGGAUUCGUGGCAGAGAAACAGGGUGUAACUGUGGAUGCUGUGGCUGAGUCAGGUCCAGGUCUGGCCUUCAUUGCUUACCCUCAGGCUACAGCGAUGAUGCCUUUGCCACAGUUUUGGACCGUCUGCUUUUUCCUGAUGCUCAUUCUGCUCAGUGUCGACACACAUUUUGUGACAGUAGAGAGUGUCAUCACCUCCAUCAGUGACUUGUUUCCGACGUUGCUUCGUGCUCCGGUGAGGCAUGAGAUCUUUGUCCUUAUCUUCUGUUCAGCCUUCUUUCUCGUACAUCUGACCAUGGUCACCGAGGGAGGAAUUUACAUAUUCCAGCUUAUUGAUUACUACGGUUGCACCAGAGCUUGUCAGGAUUGUAUGGCUGUUUGUCAGUGUGUGGCUAUAGCCUGGAUUUUUGAUCGAGCGUGACUGAAGCGACGGCCGUAGUCACACCACAUGUGGCCAAUGCCUUCCCAGUGCUUCUGAAAAUACUGGCAUACCAAAGGGUAUUGCUUAAAUGUCUGGCAAAACUCUGCUGAUGUGGCUUUAAAGUCUUCCUCCUAAGAGAAUUGGAUGCAACAGAAUAUAUUUCAAUCCAUUUAACAGACCUAUUGAAAUCUUUAAUAUUAUGUAUUGAAGCCCUUUUCCUUUUAUUGAAUAACAUUAAGAAUUUUAAGUUAUUAAUAAUAUGUUGUGUUUUUGUAUUAAGAAGCAAUUAUUUCUUCCCUUACAAUGGCUAAGAAGGAACACUAAACCUAUAAGCAUAUUUGGUUUCAGCAUCUGUCUGUGAAAGAAUCCCACUCACAAGUUCUACUGCACUGUGGGUGACACAGUGAUGGCCUGCACAGCUUAAGUACUUGUUUUGAUAAGCAAGAUAAGAAGCCAGUUUUAGAAAUCAUUUCAAAAAUCAAUUUUGUAUCUCUCUGUAACUUUUUUUUAGCAACUGAAAGUUAUUAUGCUCUUAGUGUAAUCAAGAAAUCAAAAUGUGAAAUAGACAAAUUACACUUACAGAUGUGCAAGCUUUCAGCUUACAAAAGAAAGAAAUGACUUCAUUUCUCUUUUGGGUGUUAGAAAGCCCAUGGACCCCAGACUCAGAUUUUGAAAGCCAUCGAUUAACAGCCUGUUGAUGUAAGAGAAAAAAAGUUAAUCUGGAGAGAGAGACAGAGGAGCAGCUGUACAAAAAGCAUAAAAGAAAGCUGACGUCCAAAAAUAACUUUGUCACUCACUGGACAAGAGGACCUGUGCAUUACAGAAAUCAACCAGGCAAACAUAUUUUUAAAUGUCAAAAAGAGCUUUGGGAAGCAGCCACCAGAAGAUGAGUGCACAGUGGUCUUAAAUGGAUGGACAUAGUCACUCAACAUUUUAUCCCUUUAUAUUCAUUAACCUGAGUAGGUGAAUAUCACAAUGAGGCAAAUCAUAACAACAGGACGCUGUUGUAAAAAUGUGUUUCAGGUGCAUCUUAGACAACGUGAAAAGAAAACAAUGUGGUUUACCUGCAAGACAUGCAUAGAAGGAUAGCUGACUCUGGAAAAACCUUCUGCAAAGCAUUUAUUUCCGCAAAGUCUUUGUCAACCAUAAAUGCUCUACGGAAAAAAAGAAAACACUAAAUGAGAUUAAACAGUAUGAAAAUGUUUUUGCUAUCUCAAAGCACCACUUCAAUGCCAAAUUAAACAUUUCAACUCACAAGUAGAUAUAUAAAAUACUGCAUACAGCCUAUAGGAAUAACUUUAACAACUGGAAAGGAAAGUUUUUUGCAGCCCAUGCUGCAGCUAUAGCAUUAGAUUCUGGGAUGUUAUAACUUUUUUGAAAAGGAAUUAUUUCAAAAUUAAUAGCUGUCAAUGUAUUAUUUACCUCAGGGAAGUUGGUAAAUGCUCACAAACUAUUCCAAGAACAGUUUCCAGGGUUUUCUGACUUUCAUUGCUGACAAUAGCAUAGGCCACAGGGACUCCACGCCCAUGACCAUCUCUUACAACAAGUGUGAAUAAGGGAAAUGAAUACUGGUUAACACAAUGUGUGGUGUCAACAAAUACUAACUGUUUUGCAUAGUUCUCCAUGUUUGAUUUCAUUACAGGUGUCUGCAAAACAAUCAUUAGUUCUUGGUCAGAUGUGUAUGGUUGAUAGAAGAGAACAUGUUCUUGAUGUUUUCCAUUAAGUAACGUAUGUACACUUUGACAGUUAAAGUGCUUCUUCCUCAUCAUGCAGGUUCUAACACUGUCAAUGUCAUGUGGUGUGACAAAAUGCUCUCUGUUGUGAAGAUCUCUGUGUCCAUGUUCUUUGGCCCAUUUAUGACAUUCGGUUAGUAUGAUGGCUGGCUUAGUUCCAAGGGAAAGCAGUUCCUCAAUCUUCCUCCUCAAAUCACUGGAAAUAUUGUUGAAAUGUGCGUCUUUUGGGUCCGAAGGAUCAUGCCCAUCAUGCUUAUCAUAUGUACGCUGCACGAUGACUGUGUGGUCUUUCCAACAUUUGAGUACUUUAAAUGAAACAUAGGCCUUACAGCCCACUGCUCUGUAGCUGUUUCGACUUUUUUUUUUCCAGCUCUGAUGCAGUUGAAUUUGUAAUAGUCUCUUUUCCUGUCUUUACCUGAGGCCACAUUUAAACAUUCAUAAUGUCCAUGAAGGGUUAAUGAGUUCAAUUUUUCUAACACAACACUGAAUGGGUCCUCCUGGCAUUGUGACACAUGCACACAAAGUUGUGUAUCUUCUCCAGUUCUUUUUUUUUUGUCAUUCAGGACACUUCUUCUAAUUAUAUCGUCCAUUUCUGGUGGAAAAAUAACAAAGGUUUAAUUAGUCAAUAUUCAUUAAUUCAUUUUAACUUGUUUUGGGGUUUUUUGCAAUACAAUGUAAAUAUUAAAUAUAAUAUUAAAACAA